Molecule: messenger RNA, 3375 nt
Organism: Strongylus vulgaris
Lineage: Eukaryota; Metazoa; Nematoda; Chromadorea; Rhabditida; Strongylidae
Source: the annotation of a GenBank genome assembly
AUGGCGAAGGUGGAUUCUCGACGAUCACAAGUAGGACUAUUGAACUCUGCUGACGAAUUAAAUGAUGAUAGUGAUGAAGAGCCGAAUGAAGAAGAAGGAAGUGUGAGGCCUAGAUAUCCUACUUCUGGUGGAAUUCGAUAUAGCGGAGCGCGUCACUUUGAUCCUGGUGGUUGUACUGCUGCUGACUGAUUCUUCUCAUUGGCACCACAAAUUCGUUAUGUCGGCGAAAGGAUCAUAGAACUAUUUACUGCAAAUGAAUCGGGUCGAGUCGAGCUUCAUCACGUUGUGCAUCCUAAUAUGCUCCGCCACUCAACUUACAAAGUUGAGUCAAUAGACCUAACCGACGGACUGCCAAAACAUCGAAUUACUGCUAGAGACGUUAUUGACAGGACGCCAUUUUCUGUGUAUGGCACAUUUGAUGGACGAGUUGGCCUUGUGAAAUCCUCCAGUACAAUAGAAUCGGACAGUGAUGUUUGCAACUGUAUUAUAAUUGCUUACCGUAUCUUAUUUAGUAUGACCUCUCAAGAGAUCUGGAGAACUGAAGAUCCAGUAAUAACGAGAAUAGCAUGCGAGAACUUUUCAACCGAAGAAAUAAUUCCAAUAGAGCAAAUUUGGGAGGGGUCUAUGCCUCCUGCUCUUAUUGAUACACGAAUGAACACGUACAAAAAGAUCAAAGAAAGCUAUUCGCUUCUCGCUUAUGGAGAAAUGUACGAUAAAUGUAAGGAGAAUCCAGGCGCAACGAUGCCUUUGUGUUGGACAGCACCACUCCCCGAGGGACUAGAAGCUCCUCCGGACAACAGUUUGAAGCAUCUUACCACGACGAUGCAUGAGUUGAUAUCGGAUAGGCAAAGACACGCCAGUGAUAUCCUAGAAUCGCUUCGUCAAUCGCGUGUGCCACAAGAUGCGGAUAGCCAAUCCACUGAUUUUCCCUUAGCGCCUAGGUAUCAACUCCGAACGUCUUUUUGGCCAUUGACUAUGAAUCGCACUUAUUCUCUUUGGAAUAAAUCUGAGACGAAAACGAAGUUGACUGAGCGAUUGUCCAAAAGUCAAAGCAUUCUUCUUCAAAAGUUGCUCGGAAACUCAUGCGAACGUACGCCAUCGUCAUCAAAAACGCUAAGAAGGUCUAGUUCUACGUCAUUUUCUGAUGAAUUGGUGCAGUUUAAAUGUGUGGAUAACGACCAGACCCCUAUUUCUCAAACACCUUCGUCAGUGGCAGAUGACCACCGAUUUAGAUCUCAAGUGGGGCUAAAUGCAAUUGCUGCGAACGACUUAGAAGGCGAAAUGCGGAACUCAGACGUAAAGAUUAACUUUGAAGGCACCUACAGAAAAUAUACGGAUGAGUUGUCAUUUGUGUUUGGUCGGCUUGGUAUGGAUCCACAUCAAGGAAAAACUUUAAAAGAUGCGCGAAAAAUUGCCGAAGUUGCUGUGAAAGAUGAUCUCGACGAUGGGUCCGAAACUAGCACUUCGACUUUGCCUUAUUCAAAGGACAGUCAUGAGUUGAAAGUAAAUAAUAAGGUGGAUGAUGGACACCAAAUCAAGCUUCAGUACAGAAUAUCCUCUUUCGAUUUUGGACCGGUGGGAUACAGCGGGCUGCUUUGUCUUGUAAAACAGCAUAACAACCGCCAAAGGCUCGUUUUUGUUCCGUUCAUAGCCCCCGACGAAGGGUUUGCCACAAGACCUGAAUUCACCAAAGUAAUAAAAGAAACACGAGUGUGGGAGUCGUUUGACUCAGUUCCCUAUCACCUCUAUCAGCUGAUGAAACUACGCCUUUUCAAUGGCAUGGAUAGGAUAGACGAUGAAAAUCCCCUAAUAUCUCUUUUCCACAGAUUAGCAGAGCAGAUUCCAACGAGAUGGAUGCAGUGGUUACUAAGUGCCUCUCGAAAACAGCAAACUUACAAUGGAAUUAGCAAUGCUAAUGAGCUUGAUAGUGUUAGCGACACUGAUGAACUCUCUGGAAACGAGAGAAGUUCCAUUGCUGGGUGUGAUGAAGAUAGCAAAAACACGUCAAUAGAUGUGAAAGGAUUACCAGGUCUUCUUCAACUAUGCUCCUUAGAAUUGGAAUCCGACGUCACCUGGCAUGACUGUGACUCUUUUCAUUUCACAUUUGUCAAGAUUGCUCGAUCACAUAUCCGACGGAUGCUUUUGGCUCCGUUCUGUUUGCCUGUAAGUGAGGACCGCAUAGUAUCAGAUGAAAAAUUCGCAGCAAGCACUGACAUACUACAACAAAUGCCUGUGAUAUUUCUCUGCCUCAUAAAUGGAGACUCAAUACGGUUUAUUGAAUACACAUUAUAUCUUCGCCGCAAGCUCGGAAAGCCAGUAUUUACUGAUGAUUCAUGCUCGUUUCUGAAUGCGUUUCAUUUCUUCACGACAGUAGUAUCGAGAUACGUAAACAGAAUUUCUGAUGCAGAAAACAAAUCAUCCCCAAAGUAUGUUGCUAGGCGACUCCGCCUGGUGGACAAAAUUCAUGCUUUUGUGAAGGAACAUGCUGGGUCAUCUACAAUUAACCCUUUUAUCAUUCCAAUGCUCCUGAUUAUACUCGGUGAACUUACUUCUACACAUCCUGGAGAUUUCACAAAAAUUAUUCUCAAGAACAAGAAAUUACCCCUUUCCUUGCGAUUGGCUUGGUGUGUGAAUCUUCUACCAACUAACAAAAUGAAAGAAGCGAUUUAUUGCCUAUAUCAGCAGAAAACAGUGGAGAGCUUGACUCUUCCUGUUGAUGAUGCUAACGUUAAAGAAGUAAGUUCAGGGGUCAUCCCGUCGCUGUAUUCAAUGUUCCCUACGAGCUAUCUCAACGCUGCUGAUGAUAUGGAGAAAUUAUUACAUCUCGCUCGUGCUGAAUUCUGCAGGUAUUCGUAUAUUUUGCAACGAAUGAAAAAAUACUGUUUCCGAAGAAGACUGUUGAACUUGGUGCCGCAGAUUUAUUGGCCUGACUUCAAAACAUCGGUGGACAUUUCUUGCACAUUCUGCGGUUCAAGCAAUGAAAUCGCUGUGCGCAAUGCUGAAUCUGCAAUGACCGAUCUCACUCAAGUGAGGUCUCGCUCAACAGUGAGCAGAACGACUGCGAGCAGAUCGUCAGCGUCGAUUAGUGGAAACUCGAUUGGUCCAGGAAUAUCCCUGUCGUUGUCAUCUACAGCGCCAUCUGAUUCAGAUACAAGUACGUGCACAGCAGUUACCGAGUCGCUGUCUUAUGAUUAUAACGGAGUUGAUGGCGGGACAGAAGCAGAGAUGUGCAGUCAUGGUGGGCACACUAAGCAUGUCAUAUCUUGGUUUGAAAAAGAGGAUAUUUGUCCAGUUUUAGGAUGCGAUUGCAGAUGUCUUCAUCUCGAGAAUGGAGUUGAAGGGCGGGUCAGGCAAACGAUAAUGACUCCCUUCUAA